AUGCACUUGAGGAGUGGGGGGCCCACGGAGAAUGACUCGGCGGGAAGUGUUUGUGUGAAGAUCAGAAGCUCCAGAGCAGCUGCAGUGUGUUUGGUGCUGUCGUUUGUUCUGUUGACUGCAGUCAUAGUGCUGUGUGUCACGUUCACUCUAGAGAGACGACACUUAAUAUCCAAGAAUGAAAACCUGACCAAUGAGAGAGACCAGCUACUAACUAACAUCACCAACCUAUCAGAAGAGAGAGAUGGGCUGAAAAUAAAGAACAAAAACCUGACCAAUGAGAGAGAUCAGCUACUAAACAAGAACAUAGACUUGACAAAUGAAAGGGAUGAAUUAACUAAAGAAAGAGACCAGCUCAAUCAGGAGAGAAAUGAACUGAGAAAGAUGCUCAAUGAAAUGGAUGGAUAUAUUUAUCAAUCCAGUUUUUACUUCAUUUCCUCUGAGAAGAGAAACUGGACUGAGAGCAGAAGAUACUGUACAGAGAGAGGAGCAGAUCUGAUCAUCAUAGACGACAAUAAAGAAAACGAGUUUGUUAAAAAGAUAUCUGAUGGUACUACAGUCUGGAUUGGUCUGACUGACAGUGAUGAGGAGGGCAGAUGGAAAUGGGUUGAUGGCACCAACAUGACCUAUGACACUGAACAUCUAAUGCUGAUCUGUUCUUUCAGGAUCUGGGCAUCUGGAGAACCAGAAGGACAAACAGCGGAGAACUGUGCUGUGUUAUAUUCAUCAAAGUGGCAUGAUUAUCCCUGUAAUGAUGCUUUUAAAUGGAUCUGUGAGAAAAAUAUUUAAAAAAUGAGCAAUUAAAUAUAUUUUAAUUACACUCAUAACUAUAGAGACAGAUGUGUCUCGAUUAUAAUUCACGCGUGAAACCUA
Molecule: messenger RNA, 870 nt
Organism: Megalobrama amblycephala (Wuchang bream)
Lineage: Eukaryota; Metazoa; Chordata; Actinopteri; Cypriniformes; Xenocyprididae
Product: CD209 antigen-like protein C
Exons: 5
Coding region: 1-786 (261 amino acids)
Source: RefSeq, a predicted model, not a curated record